Molecule: messenger RNA, 1596 nt
Organism: Microtus ochrogaster (prairie vole)
Lineage: Eukaryota; Metazoa; Chordata; Mammalia; Rodentia; Cricetidae
Gene: Krt79
Product: keratin 79
Biological process (GO): intermediate filament organization; keratinization
Cellular component (GO): keratin filament
Molecular function (GO): structural constituent of skin epidermis
Source: RefSeq, a predicted model, not a curated record
AUGCGGUCCUCUGUGUCCCGCCAGACUUACUCCACGAAAGGAGGCUUCAGCUCUAACUCAGCCAGCGGAGGGGGCGGGAGUCGCAUGCGAACCAGCUACAGCUCAGUCACCAUGUCCAGGAGUAGUGGCAGCAGCGGUGGGGUCCGCUCUUGCCCCGGCUCUGGAGGCUUUGGCAGCCGGAGCCUCUAUAAUUUGGGAGGCAAGGGCAUCUCUGUCAGUGUGGCUGGUGGGGCCUCUUCUGGCCGGGCGCUAGGAGGUUUUGGCAGUGGGGCUUACGUGGGCCUAGGGGCUGGACGGCAGACAUUUGGACCAGUCUGUCCUCCUGGGGGGAUCCAGGAAGUCACCGUCAACCAGAGUCUGCUGACACCUCUCAAUGUGGAGAUAGACCCCGAGAUCCAGCGGGUGCGCACGCAGGAGCGCGAGCAGAUCAAGACCCUCAACAACAAGUUUGCCUCCUUCAUUGACAAGGUGCGCUUCCUGGAGCAGCAAAACAAGGUGCUGGAGACCAAGUGGGCCCUGCUGCAGGAGCAGAGUCAGAAUACAGGGGUCACCAGGAACCUGGAGCCUCUCUUUGAGACUUACCUGAGCAACUUGAGAAGGCAGCUGGAUGCCAAGCAGAGCGAGCGUGGGAGGCUGGAUAUGGAGCUGAGGAACGUGCAAGACAAUCUGGAGGACUUCAAGAACAAGUAUGAGGAUGAAAUCAACAAGCGCACUGCCUUGGAGAACGAAUUUGUGUUGCUCAAGAAGGAUGUAGAUGCUGCAUAUAUGGGCAGAAUGGACCUGCACGGCAAAGUGGACACCCUGACCCAGGAGAUUGACUUCCUGCAGCAUCUCUUUGAGAUGGAGCUGAGCCAAGUGCAGACCCAUGUGUCUGACACCAACGUGGUGCUGUCUAUGGACAACAACCGCAGCCUGGACUUGGACAGCAUCAUUGCUGAGGUCAAAGCCCAGUACGAGCUGAUUGCCCAGAGGAGCCGGGCUGAGGCUGAGUCCUGGUACCAGACCAAGUACGAGGAGCUGCAGGUGACAGCUGGGAAGCAUGGGGACAACCUUCGAGACACCAAAAACGAGAUCGCAGAACUCACCCGCACUAUCCAGAGACUGCAAGGUGAAGUGGAUGCAACCAAGAAGCAGUGCCAGCAGCUGCAGACAGCCAUUGCAGAAGCAGAGCAGCGUGGGGAGAUGGCGCUCAAGGACGCUAAGAAGAAGCUUGGAGAUCUAGACACAGCCCUGCACCAGGCCAAGGAGGACCUGGCCCGGCUGCUGCGUGACUACCAGUCUCUCAUGAACGUCAAGCUGGCCCUGGAUGUGGAGAUCGCCACCUACCGCAAGCUGCUGGAGAGCGAGGAGAGCAGGAUGUCUGGAGAGUGUCCCAGUGCUGUCAGUAUCUCGGUGACCGGCAACUCUACCUCGGUGGUUGGAGGCGGCAUGGCAGGCUUCGGGAGCGGCCUCUCUCUAGGCGGGGCUGGCGGGGCCAGCAAGGGCAGCUUCAGUGCUAACGUGAACUACGGCACUGCCAAGAGCGGGCAGGUCUCCGGGGGCACCUCCAUCCUGCGGAAGACCACCACGGUCAAGACCUCUAGCAGGAGAUACUAG